Messenger RNA from Trypanosoma rangeli, 1131 nucleotides. RefSeq names its product actin. NCBI's taxonomy places the organism in Eukaryota, Euglenozoa, Kinetoplastea, Trypanosomatida, Trypanosomatidae. Bases 1 to 1131 code for a protein of 376 amino acids. The record is from RefSeq and is a predicted model, not a curated record. The transcript has a single exon.
AUGUCUGACGAAGAGCAAUCUGCCAUCGUCUGUGACAACGGCUCCGGCAUGGUGAAGGCCGGAUUCUCCGGCGAUGAUGCACCGCGCCACGUGUUCCCGUCCAUUGUUGGCCGGCCAAAAAACGAGCAGGCAAUGAUGGGAAGCGCAAGCAAAAAGCUGUUCGUUGGUGAUGAGGCUCAAGCAAAGCGUGGUGUACUCUCACUCAAGUAUCCCAUUGAGCACGGUAUUGUCACCAACUGGGAUGACAUGGAGAAGAUCUGGCACCACACCUUCUACAAUGAGCUGCGCGUCAAUCCCGAGUCGCAUAAUGUGCUACUGACAGAGGCCCCCAUGAACCCCAAACAAAACCGUGAAAAGAUGACGCAGAUCAUGUUCGAGACCUUCGGUGUCCCUGCCAUGUAUGUUGGCAUUCAGGCCGUGCUCUCGCUCUACUCGUCUGGGCGAACCACUGGCAUCGUGCUUGAUGCUGGUGAUGGUGUGACCCACACCGUCCCUAUUUACGAAGGUUACUCUCUUCCGCAUGCCAUUCGCCGCGUUGAUAUGGCUGGUCGGGACCUCACUGAGUAUCUAAUGAAGCUUUUGAUGGAAAAUGGAAUGACGUUCACCACUUCCGCUGAGAAGGAGAUUGUGCGGAGCGUGAAGGAACAACUGUGCUAUGUUGCUCUGGACUUUGAUGAGGAAAUGACAAAUAGUGCCAAGGCUGUUAACGAGGAGCCGUUUGAGCUGCCAGACGGCACAGUCAUGCAGGUGGGUAACCAGCGCUUCCGAUGCCCCGAGGCGGUCUUUAAGCCCAUGCUGAUUGGUCUCGAUGAAGCUCCUGGGUUCCAUGAGAUGACCUUCCAGUCCAUCAACAAGUGUGAUAUCGACGUGCGUCGUGACCUGUACGGGAACAUUGUACUUUCUGGCGGGACCACCAUGUUCAAGAACCUUCCUGAGCGUCUUGGAAAGGAGAUCAGCAACCUUGCGCCCUCUUCCAUCAAACCGAAGGUGGUUGCACCACCGGAGCGGAAGUACAGCGUAUGGAUUGGUGGCUCCAUCCUGUCAUCCCUCACGACAUUCCAGACCAUGUGGAUCAAGAAGAGUGAGUAUGACGAGGCCGGUCCGAGUAUUGUGCACAACAAAUGCUUUUAG